This is a messenger RNA of Trichoderma aggressivum f. europaeum, 783 nucleotides long. RefSeq lists its product as uncharacterized. The transcript is spliced from 2 exons. NCBI's taxonomy places the organism in Eukaryota, Fungi, Ascomycota, Sordariomycetes, Hypocreales, Hypocreaceae. The coding region runs from base 1 to 783 and encodes 260 amino acids. The record is from RefSeq and is a predicted model, not a curated record.
AUGGCUGUAAUUCCGUCUCCCAAGCCGCACGUCUUCGUCAUUCCCGGAGCCUAUCACCCAGGCUCCGUUUUCAACCUAUUCAUUCAAUCACUCGAGGCAGCAGGAUUCUCCGCCGAGACUACUACAAACCGCAGUGCCGGCAACGCGGGCAUCACGGUGCAAGACGACGUAGCACACGUGCAAUCUCUACUCAUCCCUCAGAUCGACGCGGGGAAAGAUAUUGUGGUCGUCGCCCAUUCAUACGGCGGCGUGGUUGGAUCGGGAGUCAUUGCAGGUCUGGAUAAAAGGGGCCGAGAAGCUCGAGGUUUGAAGGGAGGCGUCGUUGGGAUCAUCUGCAUCGCGGCUCUUAUGACCCUACCGGAUAAGUCGCUGUUUGAGAUGAGAGGUGGUGAGGGGAUGUGGUCACCGUGGGUUGACACGAGUAAACUCGAAGCCGAAGGCGUCACGUACACGAAAAACGAGAUAGAGACCUUUUACCACGACGUCUCCCCCGAACUGGCCAAAACGAUCAUACCAACUUUAACAUCACAGUCUGCAAUGUCAGUGCAAUCGAGGCCUGCCGCAGUUGGCUGGCUGGACAAUGUAUAUGAUGGCCGUCGCGCGUACAUUCGCUGUCUUCAGGAUGGCGCGUUGCCUCUGGCGGCGCAGGAUGGCAUGCUUGCUUUAUCGGGGGUGGAAUGGAUAAUCAAGUCUCUGGAGGCUUCGCAUAGCCCGUACUUGUCGAUGCCGGAUGAGCUGACGAGCGUGGUGGCGGAGAUCAUAGCGGAGUUUGCAAAGAGCUGA